Molecule: messenger RNA, 2901 nt
Organism: Pseudopipra pipra
Lineage: Eukaryota; Metazoa; Chordata; Aves; Passeriformes; Pipridae
Gene: CPNE4
Product: copine 4
Exons: 16
Coding region: 207-1877 (556 amino acids)
Biological process (GO): cellular response to calcium ion
Cellular component (GO): plasma membrane
Molecular function (GO): calcium-dependent phospholipid binding
Source: RefSeq, a predicted model, not a curated record
GGGAGCGCCCGGCGCGUCCCGCCCUCCUGCCUCCUCCCUCUGUCCCCUCCCCUCGGCGGCGGCGGUGGAGAUACCGGGCUCCCUCGCUUUUCUUCACAUGGGGCUCGCCCUGCGGGCGGGACAGCGCUCCUGCCCUCCCGCCGACCGCUGAGAGGGACCCGGCGCGGGCGGAGGGGUCUCGCCGCCACCGGCGGGCAGAACAAGGAAUGAAGAAAAUGAGCAACAUCUAUGAAUCAGCAGCCAAUACCCUGGGAAUUUUUAACAGCCCAUGCCUGACUAAAGUGGAAUUGCGAGUUGCAUGCAAAGGCAUAUCAGACAGGGAUGCCCUCUCAAAACCAGAUCCUUGUGUCAUCCUUAAAAUGCAGUCGCACGGCCAGUGGUUUGAGGUUGACAGGACAGAAGUGAUUCGGACCUGUAUAAAUCCUGUCUUCUCCAAGCUGUUCACAGUGGACUUCUAUUUUGAAGAAGUGCAGCGGCUGCGGUUUGAAGUGCAUGACAUUAGCAGCAACCACAAUGGGCUGAAGGAAGCGGAUUUUCUUGGUGGCAUGGAGUGCACUCUUGGACAAAUUGUUUCUCAGAGGAAACUCUCGAAGUCCUUACUCAAACACGGCAACACAGCAGGAAAGUCAUCUAUAACAGUGAUCGCUGAGGAAUUGUCUGGCAAUGAUGACUACGUUGAACUUUCAUUCAGCGCACGGAAAUUGGAUGACAAGGAUUUUUUCAGCAAAUCUGAUCCUUUCCUGGAGAUUUUUCGCGUGAAUGAUGAUGCAACCCAGCAACUUGUUCAUAGAACUGAGGUUGUGAUGAAUAACUUAAAUCCAGCAUGGAAGACCUUCAAAGUGUCUGUAAAUUCUCUGUGCAGUGGAGACCAGGACCGCAGGCUAAAGUGCAUAGUUUGGGACUGGGAUUCCAAUGGAAAGCAUGACUUCAUUGGAGAAUUUAGCUCAACUUUCAAGGAAAUGCGAGGAGCUAUGGAAGGAAGACAGGUACAAUGGGAAUGCAUUAACCCCAAGUACAAAGCAAAGAAGAAGAAUUACAAGAACUCAGGCAUUGUCAUCCUUAACCAGUGCAAGAUCCACAAGAUGCAUUCUUUCUUAGAUUAUAUCAUGGGAGGCUGCCAAAUACAGUUCACAGUAGCUAUAGAUUUCACUGCAUCAAAUGGUGAUCCUAGGAACAGCUGUUCACUGCACUACAUCCACCCCUAUCAACCCAAUGAGUAUUUGAAAGCCUUGGUAGCUGUUGGGGAGAUUUGCCAAGACUAUGACAGUGACAAAAUGUUCCCAGCCUUUGGAUUUGGAGCAAGAAUACCCCCAGAAUACAAAGUCUCUCAUGACUUUGCAAUCAAUUUCAAUGAAGACAACCCAGAAUGUGCAGGAAUACAAGGUGUUGUGGAGGCUUAUCAGAGCUGCCUUCCCAAGCUGCAGCUGUAUGGGCCAACAAACAUUGCUCCCAUCAUCCAGAAAGUGGCAAAAUCAGCAUCAGAGGAGACCAACACCAAGGAGGCCUCGCAAUACUUCAUCUUGCUGAUUCUGACGGAUGGUGUCAUCACAGACAUGGCCGACACCAGAGAGGCCAUUGUCCAUGCCUCCCACCUUCCCAUGUCAGUCAUCAUUGUCGGGGUGGGGAACGCUGAUUUUAGUGACAUGCAGAUGCUGGAUGGUGAUGAUGGGAUCUUGAGGUCUCCCAAGGGCGAGCCUGUGCUUCGAGACAUUGUCCAGUUUGUGCCAUUUAGGAACUUCAAACAUGCAUCCCCAGCUGCUCUAGCAAAAAGCGUUUUGGCUGAAGUUCCAAACCAAGUCGUGGAUUAUUACAAUGGCAAAGGGAUAAAACCAAAAUGCAUGUCAGAGUACGAGUCUUCCAGGACACUAGCUCCAUGAACCUGCCUGCACUCUUUUACAAAAUUAAAAAAGAAAAAUGCUACUGUCUACAACUCCUGUACUUAAAAAUGAAACAAAACAAAAAAAUAGCACGUUUUGGUGAUUUUUAACUAAAAUAAUCUUUUUCUUUUUUUUUUUGCAUGUGUAGCCUAAAGGCUUAAAUCUGUUAAGCGGUUGUAUUGUUGAAAACUUUUUAUGAGAAAAAAAUCCCGAAAAAAAAGUGAACUCUUUACAUUACAGCAUGUCGCCUUGAAAUAAAAAGUUAUCUGUAUCUGGUUUUUAUACAGGUUUGUUGAAAUUUUGCUAUAUUUCUUAUCUUUACACUGUAAAGCAUUUUGAAAUAUUUAUUGAGAGUCAUAGACAAAAUGUCUUUGGUUUAAUCUGCUAAGAACUGAGAGAUUUUUCAAAAUGGCAGAUGCAUGAACUGUAUUUUGCAUGUUUAAAAUAAAAACAACACAGUUUUGCAGUUGUCUUUAUUUCUCUCUCUGACACAAGGCUGCCUGCUUUCAACUUCCAUAUUCCAAAGACAGGGUAAUAAAGUGUUUCAAGAGAUACCUGACCUGAAGCAUGGGCAUUUCUGAUGUUAGCAGCUUAUACUAUGGACACCAAACAUGCCCGCUCAGCCUGGAGCCUGAGUAGUAAUUUUUCAAAAGCGUGACACAUCCAGCACUUAUGGAGGGUUUGGACCACAGCAGUAAACAGGCUUGGAGGGCAUGAUCCAUCAGCAUUGCAUGUCUUAGAAUAUGCCUACUUAAUCCAAACUAUCUGGCUGGCUUUCAAAUGGGUUGUAUUUUGGCUACUUUAUAAUGUCUUAUGUUUGAGAAUUCUUAUUUUGUUUCAUUUGUAUUUUUUAAUCUCACAUCCAGUAUACAACUUUGUGUGACAUGUUUUCCAAAAGAAAUUUUGCACAGCCUGAUUUUGUGACAACUGGUGAUUUGUAACUUCAUCCUCACACAGAUCACUUGUGUUUGAGAGAAAAACUGGUUUUGUACCAAAAGAAUAUUUAAGCCACCUUUUUUUUUUU